Messenger RNA from Cydia pomonella (codling moth), 1668 nucleotides. RefSeq lists its product as uncharacterized. The coding region runs from base 433 to 1647 and encodes 404 amino acids. The transcript is spliced from 10 exons. Lineage: Eukaryota; Metazoa; Arthropoda; Insecta; Lepidoptera; Tortricidae. The record is from RefSeq and is a predicted model, not a curated record.
UUGAGCAUUUGAAAUUAGUUACUGCAUUUAUUGUUAGUUAGGUAUAUUGGCAUAUUUUACAUCUAGGUACAGUCGUCAUCAAAGAUAUGUUUACGUUUUUCGCCUUAUUACACAUAUCUCUAUACUAUUUAUGUUCAGGUAUACUUUUACACCUUACUCCUUUGUACGUCAGAGGAUGUCGACUGUACGAGUUCAGUUAGUUGAGGACUAUGCAGUUCAAAAAAGUCGUGGCUACCUAGAUCGUAAUAUGACCUAAUGUCCAUAUACUUACAUAAAUGUUGAUGUAUGCAAAAUGCUCUGUGUACUCACAAUAUUUGUUGGCCACUGGUUAAUUAUUUCUUGUAAUGAAAUGCUUCCAGUGCUAAGACUAAAUGAGCUUAAUCGAGAAUCGUUGUGUGUUUAUUAGUAGCCGGUGACCCGUGCGCCUGUAGUAUGGAGACUGGGAGGUCGCAUUUGCAGAAGCUGACGGAUAUAAAGCCCGACGACCUAGAAGUAUUUGACACGCACGCUGUGAGCCACUCCUAUGUGGCCCCAAAAUCCAUAGCAGAACCUAUGAAGACUCUAGAAGCAAUUUUAUUAAAUUAUUUAUAUCGCCGUAAAACAGAUGGUGACCAAGAUUCAGACGAAGAUUCAGUACCUGAAAAUAGUUCCAAUAAUUCUAACCAGUUCCCCUCAGGACGUUUACUACACAGCGAAAUGUUUCUAAACAAGACCGGCGUGCACCUGCCGUCGCCCGACUUGCUGCACACGGGGCACUGUCGGCUGCGGCUUACCCCCGACUACUUGCAGACGGCCGUGGACGCCUUCGCCAUCAUCCUCGAGGGCAGCCUGGCUGACGUGCGGGCCUUGCCCGGCGACUACGUGCUGCGAUCUGCACGCACAAUUUCCAUCAUGAAACUACCUCAGGAGAAGCUAAGUGCCAUGUGGAACGUCGUGUUAAAUGGACGGAGACCUAGCGAGAUCACAUACAAGACUUUAGAGAUUUAUAGACCUCUAUUCAAGUAUCUCAGUGGGCAGCAAAUGGCGCAGCUAAAUUUGACUGAUCCCAGGAUAGUUAACUAUAUAGGAACCCAUCCUCAACUUACCAGACAUCAGGUGGGCGUUGUGGCAAGUAAAUAUAUCAAAAUUAACCCGAAUUGGCGUAAAAUAGCAUCAUUAAAUAACAUGAACAACCUACUGUGUGGAGUGCCGAUGACUUUUAUGAGAAAAUUAGAUGGCGCUGAAUACCUUAAGUUGGAACAUCAGGUUUUUUAUCACAUACGAGCUUGUGACCCCCUUCAAAGGCGUUUCUAUCUAAACAUGAUGACUAGAACUCAGGCGCUAGGGAAAUCGUAUAGCUGGAGCGCCAGAGACGUGUCGCGUUUGGGACUGUUGCUGGCCGAGGUGGAGGGCUCGGCGCUCGCCAACAUCAGCCCUGAAGCGAUGGCCGGGGUCUCUGCUCACGUAAUGGCAGAGAUGAGGCCGGAAAAUAUAAAAUACCUGAGGGAUUUGCAAAUCAAGUACUUGAAACGGAAGGCAAGGAACAUUAUGUCUCGAAAACUUAAGGAAUACGACGCUCUGAUGGCAAACACGGCUUGUAGAGUCAAGACAAAUAUAUUUCUUAGAUUAAUAUUUCUUUUUUACAGUAAAGUUGUGCUAAUAAAUUAACAAUAUAAAUUUAUCACAGUG